Messenger RNA from Annulohypoxylon truncatum, 1535 nucleotides. Its product is annotated as rab type ras GTPase. Gene Ontology annotation, cellular component: endomembrane system. Gene Ontology annotation, biological process: intracellular protein transport. The transcript has 3 exons. NCBI's taxonomy places the organism in Eukaryota, Fungi, Ascomycota, Sordariomycetes, Xylariales, Hypoxylaceae. Gene Ontology annotation, molecular function: GTPase activity; GTP binding. Bases 131 to 1168 code for a protein of 345 amino acids. The record is from RefSeq and is a predicted model, not a curated record.
AUAAGGCUAUCUUCUAAUAUCUAAUACCGAAAUAUCCUCGAUAUUUAUUCUAUAUCAACACUUCCCAUUAUCUUGGGAUUGGUCUUCUACAUACCUAGGUAUCGUAGCAUAACCCGCAUCUUCCUCCGCCAUGUCCUCUCUCGAGGCCAAGAUAGUCGUCCUCGGCUCCCAAGGCGUCGGCAAAACCUCUCUCGUCACCAGGUAUUGCAAAGGAGCCUUCAAUCCUGCACAGACUACAUCUACUGUCGGUGCAAGUUUCAUGACCAAGAGGGUCAUCGACGGCGAUACCGACACCGUAGUCCGCCUACAGAUAUGGGACACAGCCGGCCAAGAACGAUUCCGCUCGAUAUCCCGGCUCUACUACCGCGGCGCCAACGCCUGCAUCCUCUGCUACUCGAUCACGGACGCGCAGUCCUUCGCCGAGAUGGGCAUGUGGCUGACGGAGCUGCGCCGCAACCUGCCGCCGGACAUCGUGCUGCACGUCGUCGGCACCAAGGCCGACAUCGUCGCCCGCGACCCCACCCGCCGCGAGGUCCCCUUCGAGCGGUGCAUAGCCUACGUCGCGGAGAACCUGGCCCCGGGGCUCGGCUCGACGCCGCCCCCGACCGCGACGCCGAGCGGGCUGAUGGCGACCACGGCGGCGGCGGCGGCUGGGGGUCUGCCGCCGGGGUCCGGCCCGGGGGCCAGCCAGUCGAGCGUCGCGGCCACGCCCGCCGCCUCGAGCGCCCAGGAGCCGCGCAGCCCGAGUAGCAAGCGCAGCAGCGGCUUCUGGGGGCAGGAGGUCGGGUGGGACGCGUGCCACGAGAUCAGCGCCGAGAGCGGCGAGGGCGUCGAGGAGGUCUUCCGCGUCGUCACCCGCAAGCUCGUCGAGCAGAACCGCAAGAUCCAGCAGGCCAUACUGGCCGCCACCGCCACGACCCCGGGCACGCCCGGCUACUACGACGACGGCAGCGGUAGCGGCGGCGCUUCCUCGGUGCCCGGCGGCAGCAGCUACUUCGACGGCGCGAACCCGCGAGGCAGCUUUCGCGUCGGCAGGGACCGCCGCAGCUGGCUUUUCUCGCCGAACUUCUCGCCCGCCGUCACGGUUGAGAACCCGGCGAACGGCGGCGCGGAGCAGCAAGGCCGGCAGGGCGAGGGGCAGGGGAGGAAGGGGAGGAGGUGCUGUUGAUGCGUUGUUGGCCUCUUUAUGUAAAGUGAGGAGGUUGUUGAGGCUCGAUCGCAUAUAUUUCGAAACGGCAUUCAUCGGGGUUUCUGGUCUCACAGUAUAGCAUGGCAUGGCACGGUACGGUACGGCAUGGCCCUUGGAGUAAUGAGUUACUAAUGAAACACGUCGACGAUUUGUGUGUCGGGUCAUGGGUUAAUUGCAUGGUAAUAAUGAAGUAUAGUCUGGGUUUCUCUCACGAGAUACGAAUGCAUUACGAAGGAUAUUUUUUCAUAAUAUCUUUAUUUCUCUAUUGGCGUUGAUGUUCGUGUUUGAGAACGUAGGAUGUUGCGAUAUAACUAGGUAAGUUUAUAUGUUAGGUUACUUUUAGAGU